This is a messenger RNA of Dufourea novaeangliae, 4273 nucleotides long. RefSeq names its product serine/threonine-protein kinase mig-15 (gene msn). Lineage: Eukaryota; Metazoa; Arthropoda; Insecta; Hymenoptera; Halictidae. Bases 1 to 3903 code for a protein of 1300 amino acids. Gene Ontology annotation, molecular function: protein kinase activity; ATP binding. The transcript has 19 exons. The record is from RefSeq and is a predicted model, not a curated record. Gene Ontology annotation, biological process: protein phosphorylation.
AUGACCUUGACAACAUAUGUCAAGGUCACGGUCAUACAUGAGGAUGAAGAGGAGGAAAUAAAAUUAGAAAUAAAUGUAUUAAAACGGUAUUCGAAUCACAGAAAUAUAGCAACGUAUUAUGGUGCCUUCGUGAAGAAGUCGUCACCUGGGAAAGAUGAUCAGUUAUGGUUGGUUAUGGAAUAUUGCGGAGCUGGCUCCGUCACAGACCUCGUCAAGUCAACUAAGGGCCAGAGUUUAAAGGAGGAAUGGAUCGCCUAUAUAUCACGGGAGAUAUUAAGGGGGCUUAGUUAUCUUCACAGCAAUAAAGUUAUUCACAGGGACAUCAAGGGGCAGAAUGUCCUGCUAACUGACAACGCUGAAGUCAAGCUUGUUGAUUUCGGUGUCAGUGCACAGUUAGACAGGACAAUAGGUAGAAGAAAUACAUUUAUCGGGACGCCGUAUUGGAUGGCACCGGAAGUUAUAGCCUGCGAUGAGAAUCCGGACGCCACAUACGACAAUAGAAGUGAUCUCUGGUCACUCGGAAUUACUGCUCUAGAAAUGGCUGAAUCACAACCGCCGCUCUGCGACCUUCAUCCGAUGCGAGCCUUGUUCCUGAUACCGCGUAACCCGCCGCCAAGACUGAAGUCGAAGAAGUGGGCGAAGAAGUUCCACGGUUUCAUCGAGACGGUGUUAGUGAAAGAUUAUCAUCAGAGGCCGUAUACGGAACAGCUCCUUAAACACCCUUUUAUCCGGGACCAACCGACUGAGAGACAAGUCAGGAUACAGCUCAAAGAUCAUAUCGAUCGUUGUAAAAAACGUAAACAAGAGAAAGAAAGGGAUGAUUAUCGGUACAGUGGUAGUGAAAACGAAGAGGACGAGCCAGCAUUGGCUGGCGAACCAUCAUCUAUCGUUCAAGCUCCGGGCGGCGAUACAUUGCGUAGAAAUUUCCAACAAAUCCAGGAAGGUAGGACUCUAACUCAAGAAGUAGCUCCUCAACCACCUGCUGCUAAAGACAAGCCAAGCAGCAGAUCUCAAAGAGACAUACCAGAGCCAGGGCCUCCUGCAAGACCUGCCAUUCCUCACAGACUAAUCGUAGUCCCAGAUCCGCAGCCACCAUCACGGCCAUUGCCGCCGACACCGAGAGAUGAUCCUCGACAACAGCAUAAAGUUUCAACACCACCUUCUAAUCAUCAACCACCCGUCGCUGGGAGCGGCGGUGGAAGUUCUGGCGGUCAAUCCGCUUCUCAAAGAAACAGUCACGUGUUUAAACCUAUGCUGCCGCCAAGGAGGCCGGAGGACUUGGACAUGCUGGCCGCUCAACUCAACGAGCUUGGUGUGUCACAGGGCCCAGAGGCCCCGCCCAGGCCGAACAGACAGCAUAAAGGCCCUGCUGUAUCGUCCACAUCCAAUUCCGUUCAGCCUGCAAGCAGCAACGAUCAGAACAACAAACAGAUGCCGCAGUCUUCCAGUAUUCUUGAUCAAGCCUUGUCCGUUGAAAGUGAUAGUGACGACGACCUUGAAGAUGCAGGAGGAAAUAAUGCGAGGAAUGAUGGUACCCUACUUGCGAGCGAUCCACCCAAACCUUUACCCGAAUUUUCUCCUUUCAGACCAUCUACAGAUCCGUCGUCGAUGUCUUCGCAUAACGCCCAGAACUCCCACCAUCAAGGUAAGCCGAAAGGCGGUGCACCAAACCGACCACUACCACCGACUCCCGACGAGGAGGAAUCUGAUCGUACGCUUGUCAUGAAACGGAAACUUAGUCAGAUGUCAGACGAUCGCGCUACGGCUAACAGCAACCGGCGCUCCGAGGCGGACGAGCAGCUUCUGCUGAAGGAGUGGGAUUUCACCCGCUUCUUCCAAGGUUUUAAUGAAAGGUUGGAUAAAAUGAAGCAAGAUCAUCCGCAAGAGUCGGCCGAGACGAAUAAGUCCGGCAGCGAGGAUCUGUCCUCGUCGUCUACCGAGAGAACGUUGAAGAGGCAGGAGCAGUUGUCGCGCAGAAAGUACGAAAACUAUCAGCCACAACAGCAACAACAACAACAACAACAACAACGACAACAACAAGAUCAACGACAACAACUAGAACAACAACAACAACAACAACAACAACAACAACAUCAUCAUUACAAUCAGAAGCAACAGCAAUUAAAGCCGGUUCACCGACGACAGGAAAGUGAUUCGAAGCUUGGCAAUACGUCCAGCGCUUUUGCACGUGCUUUUCGCCGUGAAAAUUCUGAUUUCUUCCCUUCCGCGAGACAUUCUGCAUAUUUACAGAAGUCGGAUUCCGCGAGGUCGAGUAUAUUCGCAAGCGGUAACCGGCGCGGCAGCGAAAUUAGUGUCGCUGGUAUCGCCGGCAAGAAAGGUGGUGCUGUCAACGCUGGUGAACCGGUUCUUACAGACUUUUCGUUCGAUCGUGACGGUCUUCAGAGGCCUCGAAGAGAAAAGACAGAGAGCGAGAUCAUUUUUGGUAAUAGACACGAGGCAAGACGGUUCGAGUUCGGACGUGAUAAAGAUGACACUACGAGGAGACGGAGUUGUAGGCCAUCCGACGCGGUCUCGGUCGCGGUUGACGAAGCAGGAACUAUUAAAUCUACUGCCAGUACAACGGCUAGCGAGUACAGCCCAAUUGUCACUCAGAAUCGAGAAAGUGGCGAUCGACCGAGAGGCGGUGGCGGUGGUGGUGAUUUCCAGAGGUCCGAUUCAUCCCCUGGCUCGCGGCCAAGCUCCGUCCUUCCGGAUCUUCUGACGUCGUCGCCGAGUCAACGGCACGACAAGUCCACCAGCGAGGAGUAUCGGCAAGCGGUUAAAUCACCACCUCCGUUUGCGCUCCAACAGAAACAGAGAUCGUUCCUGACCUUUGGAUUCGGGGCUGGACCGGCUAGGAGGGAGUCACACGUGAACGUUAACGUGACACCGACCAGCCAUGAUCUUGCGUCUGACACACCAGAGAUUCGCAAAUACAAGAAACGCUUCAACAGCGAGAUACUCUGCGCUGCGCUUUGGGGAGUAAAUCUACUAAUUGGCACCGAGAAUGGCCUUAUGCUGCUAGAUAGAAGUGGUCAGGGUAAAGUAUACCAGUUGAUCAGCAGAAGACGAUUUCAACAAAUGGAGGUCCUCGAGGGUCAAAAUAUUUUGGUUACAAUUAGUGGGAAGAAGAAUCGAGUACGAGUAUAUUAUCUGUCCUGGCUGAAGAGUAAGAUUUUACGAACCGAUGGACACAGCGACCAAGUGGAACGACGCAAUGGCUGGAUCAACGUAGGUGAUCUUCAAGGGGCGGUGCAUUUCAAAAUAGUCAAAUACGAGAGAAUAAAGUUCCUCGUUAUCGCGCUGAAGGAUUCCAUUGAGAUUUAUGCUUGGGCGCCGAAGCCUUAUCAUAAAUUCAUGGCAUUCAAAUCGUUUGGCGAACUCGCGCAUAGGCCGCUUCUUGUCGACCUUACCAUAGAGGAAGGCACAAGACUCAAAGUUAUUUAUGGCAGCGCUGAUGGUUUUCAUGCCGUUGACUUAGAUUCCGCUACAGUUUACGAUAUUUAUUUGCCAAAACACACUCAAGGACCAAUUUGUCCACACUGCAUUGUCGCAUUACCUAAUAGUAAUGGCAUGCAGCUACUGUUGUGUUACGAUAACGAAGGUGUAUAUGUAAACACAUACGGUAGAGUUUCCAAAACGAUGGUUCUUCAGUGGGGUGAAAUGCCCACGAGUGUAGCCUACAUAGGGACAGGACAAAUUAUGGGCUGGGGCAAUAAGGCGAUUGAAAUUAGAAGCGUAGAAAGUGGACACCUCGAUGGUGUAUUCAUGCACAAGAAAGCUCAACGGCUCAAGUUCCUUUGCGAGCGUAAUGAUAAGGUAUUUUUCUCGUCAGCAAAAGGCGGAAGUUCGUGCCAGAUUUACUUCAUGACAUUAAAUAAACCUGGCAUGGCUAACUGGUGAUCCCGAAUGAGGCCAAAUCUGGCCCUAAAAUUAUCAACGCGUAUAACGACUCAAAAUCUACCACAUGUAUCAGGAUGUGCAUUUUCGAUAUUCAUGUUAACUCGUUUUUCACUACCAAGAUUAAGCAACGCCAUGGAAGACAAGAAAUGUUUGCAACACAGUCAGCAACAUAAUGAUCAAUAUUAUUCUCACUUUUAUUAUAAUCGUCGUUGUCAUCAUCGUCAUCAUCGUCAUCAUCACCACCAUCAUCGACACCGGCAUCGGCAUCGCCAUCAGCAUCGGCAUCGUCACCGUCAUUGUCUUCAUCAUCGACCCCGACAUCACCAUCAUCACCAUCAUCACCAUCAUCACCAUCAUCACCAUCAUCACC